GGUUGCUUCUCCGAAUCUCUCUUCGGCGUCCUCCCUCUCAUUUAUCACUUUCAAUAUUCUCCAUCAAUGUGUUUAUAUAUAGCGAGGGAUCAGAGAUAAGAGUAUAACACCAAAAGAGUCUUAUCAUUUUAUCCAAAAAUGUCAAGCUACUUGGGAAAAUCGAAAAGUGUUUCUCAGUUUCUUAGCUUUGUUUUAACAUGUCAUUUAUUUUUACUAAUUGGAAUGAUUCAUUCUUCCCCACCAGAAAAUCCCAUACAAUGUUCUUCACCGAGUAAUAGUAACUGCACGGUUACGAAUUCUAUGGGUGAAUUUUCAGACAGAACAAUAUGUAGAGUAUCAAAUGCUAUUUACCCAAGGACGGAACAAGAAGUUGUUGAAGCGGUAGCUAUGGCUUCCAAGAACAAUAUCAAGGUGAAAGUUGCAACUAGGUAUUCUCACAGUCUAACCAAGUUGGUUUGCCCCGACGAGAGUCCGGACGGUAACUUAAUCAUAAGCACUAUGUACCUCAACCGUACAUUAAGUAUUGAUAACUCCACGAGGAUCAUGAUAGUUGAACCCGGUGUGUUACUGCGAGAUGUGAUGUCGGAAGCGGCGAAAUUUGGAUUGGCACUUCCGGCUAGUCCUUAUUGGUGGGGAUUAACCAUUGGCGGUAUGAUUUCUACAGGUGCCCAUGGAAGUACUUUGUGGGGUAAUGGAAGUUAUGUUCAUGACUAUGUUAUCGGGCUUCAGAUUGUCACACCGGCUAGCCCUGACGAAGGUUAUGCCAAAGUGAGAGUUCUUGAUAUUAAUCACCCUGACAUUAAAGCGGCCAAGUUAUCACUUGGAGUUCUUGGUGUUAUUUCACAGAUUACUCUCAAACUCCAGCCACUUUUCAAACGUUCCAUAACCGUUGUUAGAGAAAAUGACUCAGAUUUAGCGACUCGGGCAACUACCUUUGGUAAAGAGUAUGAGUUUGCAGACAUAACUUGGUAUCCUUACCAACGUAGAGCACUUUAUCGGCUUGAUGGCAGAGUGUCGUCGAAUAUAUCCGGAAAUGGUCUAAAUGACUUUACAGGUUUUCGUUCUACAUUGACAUUAGGUUUGGCAGUCGUAAGAUCUUCAGAGGAGACUCAAGAAGCAACAGGUGAUGCGAAUGGAAAAUGCAUCAGCGCAAGGGUAACCACAUUUGCAUUAAGGAUUAGCGGAUUCGGGUUCUCGAAUGAUGGUAAUUUGUUUACUGGUUACCCGAUAGUAGGAUUUCAAAAUCGCUUACAAGCCUCGGGAAGCUGUAUAGAUGGCUCUCCGGAUGCUCUAAUCACAUCUUGUCCAUGGGAUCCAAGAAUUAAAGGCCAAUUUUAUCACCAAACUACUGUGAACCUGCCAUUAUCAAAAGUCAAGAACUUCAUCGAGGACGUGCAAACACUACGAGAUUUAGUACCCGAAGCUUUUUGUGGCUUAGAGCUUUCGAGUGGAAUCUGGAUGAGGUACAUAAAAGGAUCAAAUGUUUACUUAGGCACAGACGAAGACUCCAUGGAUUUCGAUUUCACUUAUUAUAGAAGUAAAAACGGUUCAACGCCUAGACUUUUCGAAGACAUAUUGGAAGAAAUAGAACAGAUUGCAGUAUUCAAGUAUGGAGGAAUACCGCAUUGGGGUAAAAAUCGCAACGUUGGGUUUAUUGGCGCAAUCAAUAAGUAUAAGCACGCCGACGAGUUUUUGAAAGUGAAAGAGAGUUAUGAUCCUUCUGGAGUGUUUUCAAGUAAAUGGACUAAUCAAAUCCUUGGUUUAGAUCAAAGUGGUGUGACCAUUGUAAAGGAUGGUUGUGCCCUGGAAGGACUUUGUAUCUGCUCUCAAGAUAUUCACUGUGCACCGCAGAAGGGGUACGUUUGUCGACCGGGUCGGCUUUAUACGAGUGCUAGAGUUUGUACAGAUAUAAACAGAGUUUUUACGGACAUAACUCCAGUACUACUUGAAGAGGAGGACCUUGGAUUUUCAGACAUGUAAAUUAAAGAUUUUUGAAUUGUGUAUGUAAUUAAUAUCUUUGAAUUGCUACCAUUUCGUGUAUUCUUUCAGUUUUUAAUCAAAUUGUACUUGUUUGACUUAUGAAAAAAGAAAAACUAAUGUUUGUUGAAAAGAAUGAAGA
Molecule: messenger RNA, 2119 nt
Organism: Papaver somniferum (opium poppy)
Lineage: Eukaryota; Viridiplantae; Streptophyta; Magnoliopsida; Ranunculales; Papaveraceae
Product: L-gulonolactone oxidase 2-like
Exons: 3
Coding region: 139-1980 (613 amino acids)
Cellular component (GO): membrane
Molecular function (GO): FAD binding; D-arabinono-1,4-lactone oxidase activity
Source: RefSeq, a predicted model, not a curated record